Messenger RNA from Mercenaria mercenaria, 1315 nucleotides. RefSeq lists its product as uncharacterized. The transcript has 4 exons. The coding region runs from base 80 to 1243 and encodes 387 amino acids. Lineage: Eukaryota; Metazoa; Mollusca; Bivalvia; Venerida; Veneridae. The record is from RefSeq and is a predicted model, not a curated record.
UAUAUAAAAUCUUAUCUACAGAGAUAAGGAAGACACUUGUCCUGGGACUUUACAAAACAUCACCAUUUAAUGACAAAAAAUGGGGACAUUAUAUUGCCUUAUUUCUAUUUUCUUUCUAACACUUUUUGUCGGCCUAGGUGCAUCAGUAAAUGUCUACUAUAUCCCAGAUACAUGCAUUCCAUUACUACGUGACAGAUGUUCCAACUUGACACGCACUGUCCUCUGUUACGAUGGACAAGUAUUCGAUGACUGGUGCUCUUUCGCGAAUGCUGGAUGUGAUGGAAAGCUUCGUCCAAAUGUUACAACUGUACAUCUACCUGUCAACGCCUCUUGUGUGGUAAUAUUCCUCAUUAGGAAUCACGUAGCAACACAUCGUCCACAUACAACAACUCCCGUAACACUGACAGCAUUUGAAGAACAUUUCUACAAUGCAGCAAUUCAUGGAAUCGACGAUCUUUUGAUUAAAGCAAAUGCAUCUGGAGCAACCAUAGAUGUACAGAAAAAGAUUUUCUCUGUACAAGAUCACAACCAAAAGCGAUACCUGCGAAGUGACAAAUGUUGGGCAUACUCUCUUGACUUAACCCCGAUAUCUCCGUGGAAUAGCAUGGGCCACACACGAAAAGCGGGAACUUUGAUAAGCCCACGCCAUGCUCUAUGGGCCAGACAUUACAGUAUGAAGGUAAAUACCACUCUUCGAUUUGUUGACAAGAACAACAAUGUUGUAGACAGGUGUAUCGUCAAAACGAGCUUAAUUCCAACCCACGGACACCCGUAUCUACGAGGAUAUGACAUAGUUGUUGGUGAACUAGAUCGGGAUGUUCCGUCAACAAUAUCCUUUGCAAAGGUGUUGCCUAGAAAUUUGACGACCAUACGUCCUGGACGUGUUCACAUUCCAGUAUUUGAUACCGACUUUGAGGAAAAGGCGCUUGUUGCUAAUCUUAACUACGAGAGCAGUAAUAUGAUUUGGCUUGGUACACCGUCGCAUUCUUCUAUUCGCUAUCCAUUUUUUGAGACGAAAAUUAAGGGUGACAGCGGCAAUCCAGUGUUUCUAGUUGUAGACAGUGAACUAGUGCUACUGUUUGUAUUUACCUACGGUGGAAGCGGUGGUGGAACAUCAAUCACUUACCAUUAUGACGCGGUCAAUGACAUCAUGAAGCGUUGGGGCACAGGGUACCAGCUCACAGAAGUUGACUUGACAAAAUACCUCGACACGGGGAACCAAAUUCCUAAUAUUAUUGGAUAAAUCCAAACUCAAAUUAAUAUCCACCAUAUCUACAUAUGAAGUUCAAUACCUGAAUAAAAUUAUUAAAUAUAA